AUGACAGCAAUAAGCGAUAGUACGGAACAUGCUACCGCGCAUAAUAAAUUACGCCAGCUUAGGUGGAAUAGGAUUGAAAAUUUUACCAUCUUUGUCAAGAAAUUUCUCAAGCUUGCUCAGAGUUCUGGACUAAAUGGAGUUCCAGAAUCGCAAAAAAUAAAUUUGUUUUUGCAAACUCUUCCACCUGAUUUUGCCGACAAAAUUCAGAAUACUGUGCGUAACCGACAAAACGUCAACUCAGAGGGCCAACCAACUUUACAACAAAUUAUCGCCAUUGCUGAACAGCACAGCGACGUAUUUCGAUAUCCAUAUAGUUCAUGGUAUAUUUACGGUUCUCAAAAAUUUUGGUUAUUGUUCAAUUACGGCAUGCGUAAUCCUCAACGGUUUAUGACGCUGAGCGUUCUCGUGCUUGCCAUAUUAUAUUGGCAGUUCCUAACACCGACAAUCAAGCCAGACAGUACAAUUGGUAAUUUCGCAGCUCUUACUAAUGAUAUAUUCGUACAAAUUAACGCCGUUGACAUUCCGUCGUCCGAUGGCAUUAUGGAGCAUACACAUGAAUUUAAAGUAGCCGCAAAUAUGAUUGAUAAAAGUCCUGCUUUCGCAUCAUAUGGUAAACCAAUUGCCAAUGGACUUCGGCAGUUUAGUAAAGACGUUGUACGCGCUGGUAACAGUCUCAAAGAAAUGUAUCGGAAAGGAUCCUAUGUUUUUGAAACCUUUCAGACGGAAAUUGAAACACUGUUCAAAAUAUUUGAUUCCAAGAUGACCGCUAAAUCCAAAUUUUUUACAGAAAGAAUUAAGAGAAUGAUCAAAGUAGUCCAAGAGUUUCGUAUACAGGUGUACCAAGCAAAAAACGCAAUGCUUGACGCGGAAAAUAGGCGUGAUGAUCUUGAAACAAACAUAUUUGCUGGGCUGAGAGAGGUACAAAAGUUUAUUAAAGACGAAUGGUGGAAUGAUCAGACCGAUAUAGCAAUAGCAAAACGUGAAUCGGAAGCAGUUGUCAAUGUUUUAAAGUGCCUUCAAAGUGCAGGCAAGAAUCUAGACACAGUAGGUAAGAUGUUGGACGACUAUGAGAGGAAUCUAUUAGAGGUUCAAGCGCAAUUAG
Molecule: messenger RNA, 1102 nt
Organism: Paraglomus occultum
Lineage: Eukaryota; Fungi; Glomeromycota; Glomeromycetes; Paraglomerales; Paraglomeraceae
Source: the annotation of a GenBank genome assembly